AUGUCAAAAUCUAAUAAUAACCAACAUAUCUCUGCGCUGGAGGUUAGUGCGCAUAAGGCAGCUAAUGACUGUUGGAUCGUUGUUGAUAACCAAGUUUGGGACAUCUCGGACUUCCUCUCAGAGCACCCCGGAGGGCCCAGCAUUAUCCUCAAAUAUGCCGGACGAGAUGCAACAAAGGCAUACUCCGAGAUUCACCCACCAAAUCUUAUUAAGAACAGUCUUCCGAGUGAUAAACUGAAGGGUGUUCUAGAUCGAAACUCCGUUGACGAUGAAUGGCUCAAAGCGCCCUCCGAACAGAGCGGGAAACGCCUCCCAAGCAACGAGAAACCACCUCUAACAACAUUGAUAAACGCCCAUGAUUUCGAAGUCGUAGCUUCCCAAACUGCUCCAGCAAAGACAUGGGCUUUUUACUCGAGCGCCUCAAACGACCUCAUCACUCGUGACGCCAACAAAUCCUUCUUCGACCGCACGUGGCUCCGGCCCCGUGUCCUCCGCAAUGUGAAAGAAGUCAAUACCAAAACUAAAAUACUCGGCUGUGAUGUGAACAUGCCUCUCUUUGUCAGCCCCGCUGCCAUGGUGAAACUCAUCCACCCAGAUGGCGAACUCGCCGUUUCCCGCGCUUGCGGAACCAGAGGCAUCAUGCAGGGCAUCUCUAACAGCGCCAGCUAUCCCAUGAAAGACAUAACCGCUGCGGGGCCGCGGGCGAACUAUUUUUUCCAGCUGUACGUCAAUAAGGACCGCGCCAAGUCUGCUGCACAGCUCCGAGAAUGCUCAGAAAACCCUCGCAUACGGGCUAUAUUCAUCACAGUCGACGCAGCGUGGCCCGGCAAGCGCGAGGCGGACGAAAGAGUCCGCGCAGAUGAAAACUUGAGUGUCCCCAUGUCGGCACAGCGGGCGCAGAACGACUCGAAGGGUGGGGGAUUGGGCCGUGUCAUGGGCGGGUUCAUUGACCCGGCCUUAACGUGGGAAGACCUAGUCUGGGCGCGCAAACACACGCAUCUCCCCCUUGUGCUUAAGGGUGUCAUGUCCGCAGAUGAUGCGAUGCUGGCAAUGAAAGCUGGCCUGGAUGGGAUUCUCUUGAGUAACCACGGCGGCCGCAAUCUGGACACCAGCCCGCCGGCUCUAGUCACCCUGUUGGAGUUACAUAAGCGCUGUCCUGAAAUAUUCGAUAAGAUAGAAAUCUACGUAGAUGGUGGAAUCCGUCGCGGAACGGAUAUCUUGAAAGCGGUGUGUCUCGGCGCCACGGCGGUGGGGAUGGGGAGAAGCGUGUUGUUUGCCGCAGCCUACGGCCAAGAAGGGGUGGAGCAUUUGUUUGAUAUCAUGGCAGACGAACUAGAGGGCGCGAUGAGACUCGUAGGGAUCACAUCCCUCGAUCAAGCCCAUCCAGGCCUCGUCAAUACCGCUGAUAUUGACCACCUUGUUCCCGAUUCGGCUUCACAUCCGUAUGCUCGAUCUGUCACCCGCGGCCCCGACCACAGCCGGACUAGGCCGCAAUCGAAACUGUGGAACGGAGGUGCAAUUAAAGCGAGGUUGUAG
Messenger RNA from Histoplasma mississippiense, 1536 nucleotides. RefSeq lists its product as hypothetical. Bases 1 to 1536 code for a protein of 511 amino acids. The record is from RefSeq and is a predicted model, not a curated record. Gene Ontology annotation, molecular function: heme binding; oxidoreductase activity. The transcript is spliced from 3 exons. NCBI's taxonomy places the organism in Eukaryota, Fungi, Ascomycota, Eurotiomycetes, Onygenales, Ajellomycetaceae.